Molecule: messenger RNA, 3640 nt
Organism: Brassica napus (rape)
Lineage: Eukaryota; Viridiplantae; Streptophyta; Magnoliopsida; Brassicales; Brassicaceae
Product: probable receptor-like protein kinase At2g23200
Exons: 4
Coding region: 341-2860 (839 amino acids)
Biological process (GO): protein autophosphorylation
Cellular component (GO): plasmodesma; plasma membrane
Molecular function (GO): transmembrane receptor protein tyrosine kinase activity; ATP binding
Source: RefSeq, a predicted model, not a curated record
AGGGAUAAUAUAGUGUAUAUUGUAGUAAUAAUUGAGGGUAUUUUGUUUUUAGUUAAAUACCUAAUUACAGUGUAUUUCAUGGCUACUGAGGCCAAUUUCUCUAAAAAAAAUUCGAAUAAAGAAAAAGAAAUGUAUCGUAUGCCAAAAGAAACCAAACCAUUUCAAUUUCACGGGACAAAAGAAGAAGACUUGAAUAGUCAACUCGAGUCUACUUCCAACGAUUUCAAUUCUCUGUUUAUCUUUCAAUCUCAUUUUCUUCCUCAAUCCUCUUCACGUCUCUUCAUCCAUUAACCUCCAAUACUUUUCACUAUUCUCACACCCUAGAUUUUCCGUCAAAGUUAUGGAGAAUCUCUGUUUUCCGAACUCUGUUUCUCUCUUUAUGAAGAUGGUGGUUAUUGUUCUUCUUUAUCAUCACACUCUUUCUGCUACUUCUCCAUAUUCUCGUCCCGAGAAGUUUUACGUCAACUGUGGGUCGGAUUCUAAUGUCAUUUAUAGUAAUCGGACCUUUGUCGGAGACAUGAUCUCCGAAGGUAACUCUGUUUCCUUCAACGGUAAAGGAACUGAAGCCAGCAACCAAUCUGGAUCAAGCAUCUAUGGGACGGUUAGGAUAUUCAGACACCCUUCUUCUUACAAGUUCCAACUCGAUUCUGUUGGUCUACACUUUGUGCGUCUCCAUUUCUCUGCUGCCUCUUCUCAAACAGAGCUUUUAACUGCUCGUUUCACAGUCUCUGCUACAUCUGGUUCAACUCAUCACUUCAAAGGUUUCCCGGUUCAGAAUUUUAAUGAGACUCCACGAGUUGAGGAGUUUCUCCUGAUGAUUGAUUCACCCAAGUUCGAAAUUCGAUUUGUGCCUGAACGUUCCUCUGUAGCUCUAAUCAACGCCAUUGAAGUGUUCUCUGCUCGUAAUGACCUCAACAAUACACCAGAAUCCGAAAAGAACCUGCAUACGAUUUACAGAUUAAACGUAGGAGGCAGUAAAAUCACACCGGAAAACGACACCUUGGGAAGAACUUGGUCGAUAGACGAUGACUUUCUCUACCGAAAAGAUUCUGCGAAGAACAUUUCAUCAACACAAAAGCCCAACUACGAGACAGGGUCAGCAUCAGCAACAUCAGACACUGCUCCAGAUUUUGUCUACCAGACAGCUAGAACGAUGAACCGUAGCUCUAACGAAGGGGUGGCAGGGGGGGUGUUGAUGAACGUUACAUGGUCAUUUAAGGUGAGAAGUAACUCUAGACACUUUAUCAGGGUUCACUUCUGUGAUAUAAAGGAUGAAUCACAAGACCCCGACUCAGAUUUCUAUCUCUAUGUAACCGGACAAUCACGAAGAGAUGUAAGGCCUUCAGUGUACGUUAGGUUGGUGACUCCAUUUUAUAUUGACGUUAAUGUCUCUGAUGGUUUUGAAUUCUUGAAUGUUAGCAUUAGCGCCAAGGAUUCCACCAAGGAUGCUGGGUUUCUGAAUGGUCUGGAGGUGAUGGAGUUUUUGAAAACAUCUUCACCACAUGAAAGUAGUUCUCGGGUUUACAUCAUUACUGGUUGUGUUGCUGGUGGAUCGAUUCUGGUCUUGAGUUUUCUGUUUGUGGUUUGUUUGUUCCGGAUGAGAUCUAAGACGGAGAAGAAGCGAGACACUGAGGUCACUGUAUGGUCUCCUUUGGCAUUGCACAGAGGUGGGAGUUCCGACAACAGACCUUUUGAUCUGGUUCAUAACUCUCCACUGCGCACCAAUAUUCCUUUUGAUCCAGUCUACAACUCACCAUUGCGCAACCUAAACUUAGGCUUGAAGAUUCCUUUUACAGACAUUCUGAGAGCUACAAACAACUUCGACGAGACGUGGUUGAUUGGGAAAGGCGGUUUUGGAGAUGUGUACAAAGCAAUUCUUCCAGAUGGAAGCAGAGCAGCUAUCAAGAGAGCCAAGACGGGUUCAGGACAAGGGAUAUCAGAGUUUCAAACAGAGAUCCAAGUCUUGUCAAGAAUCCGACACAAGCACCUCGUUGCUCUAAAGGGCUACUGCGAAGAGAACUCGGAGAUGAUACUUGUCUACGAGUAUAUGGAGAAAGGUACGCUUAAAGAGCAUCUAUACGGCCCGGACUUGCCUGCAUUGUCAUGGAAACAGAGACUAGAGAUAUGCACUGGAGCAGCCAAAGGGUUACAAUAUCUCCACAGUGGCUCAGAAGGCAUCAUUCACAGAGACGUCAAAUCUACAAACAUACUACUAGACGAGAACAAUGUGGCUAAAGUUGCAGAUUUCGGACUCUCCAAACUGGCGGUUAGGAAUCAAGAUUCGAUCAAUAUCAGCACAAACAUCAAAGGAACGUUCGGUUAUCUCGAUCCUGAGUAUCUUGAGACGCACAUCUUAACGGAGAAAUCAGAUGUGUACGCGUUCGGAGUCGUUCUACUCGAGGCCUUGUGCGCGAGACCGGCUCUGGAUCGUUGCCUUCCUCACGAGCAAGUGAACCUAGCCGAAUGGGCGAUGUUCUGCAAAUCGAAAGGGAUACUCGAUGAGGUCUUGGAUCCGAAGUUGGUAGGUCAAAUCGAACCGAGCUCUCUGAGGAAGUUCAUGGAGAUCACUGACAAGUGUUUGAAAGAGUACGGAGAAGAGAGGCCGAACAUGGCGGAUGUGAUUUGGGAUCUGGAGUAUGCUCUACAGCUUCAUAUGAUGCCGAUUCAAAGAGAACCUCAUGAAGAUAGCUCGGUGACGAUCUCUGAUGGUGGAGGUGGAAGCUCGUUGGUGGUUCCGAGGCUGAUGGUGAGUGAUUCGUUUAGCUCGAGCUCGUUUGUUCAGAAGAAGAGUAGCUAUGGAGGUACAGAUUCAUCGGAGACUCAGGUUUUCUCCCAGUUGAAGAUCUCCGAAGCAAGAUAAGAAGGAGCUGUGGCGCCAACUGGUCAUGUUGUAUUCUUUUGAUUUCCACGAGCAACGAGCUGCUUGUGCAAGGGAAAACUUUGAGCAGACGGUAUCAUUAGUUUAGUAACUAUUGAGGUUAGAGACAUUAAGGGACAAGGCUUCCAUGAGAAACUGUCGGGUUUGGCUGAUUCGGUGUUUCUAGACCUUCCACAGUCUUGGCUCGCAGUUCCUUCUGCAGCAAAGAUGUUAAAGGAGGAUAGAGUUCUCUGCUCUUUCUCGCCUUGCAUCGAGCAAGUACAAAGGACUUGUGAAGUUCUCAGAUCAGAUUUCAUAGAGAUAAGAACGUUCGAGGUGCUUCUCAGAACAUAAGAAGUAAAGGAAAUAAAAGUGGAGACUGUUGCUAUGAUUGGUGAGAGCCACGACGAGGAGGACAAUGGAGGACCGAGACCAAGCAAGAUAAUAUUAGACCCAAAGGGUCAGAAAGAAAGAAUACAUUGGGCUCUUCUCACGACAGGCCCAUUACACCUUUGGCUUCUUCAACGGUCACCAAAACAACAAGACAAAACAAAGCUAUCAGCCAAGUCAAACGUACGGCACAGCCAGCUACACACCUCCCCUUGCGCAACCGAUUUGAUGCUCUCGUAGGUGAAGGUGAAUGAGUUGUCAAGACAGCUGUGACGUAUCCAGAUUGUUCUUUUCACUUAUAUAAAAGAGAAGCUAAGGCUAGAGUUGUAAUUAGGUUUUUCAAAUGAAUAAACUUCAGUAAAAGUUCAAAUAAAAUAAACAUCUUUCUCUCAA